AUGAUUUUUGAUCUCUAACCACCAUCUCCAUCUCUCUCUCCCAAUUCUAGAGUUCGAUACUAUUAGGAAUAGUUAGAUAAAGCUCAUGAAAUUAUAGAUCAAUUAGAAAUUUUACUCUAAGAAAAAGAACUACAAAAAUAAUAAGAUCACCCCUCUUCUAGUUAUGUUCCAAUUCCUCCUCUCUAAUUUCAUUGUAAAUCUCCUAGUGUCAUGAGUGAAAGAUCUAAAAGCUAUGUAGCUACUCCUCAAUAGUAUUCCACACCAAGAGAUCUCAGGAAUCGUAUGUCUAUGGGUAAUUAAAACUCAAUCAAAUAUAUUGAGGAAAUGAAAACAAGGCAUAGUGAACUUGUUUUAUAAUUUAAAGAAGAUAAUACUCAAAGAGAGUUGAAAAAUAAGGAAAUCAAUGAUCAUAUCUAAGAACUAAAAACAGAAUUAAUUUAUUGUUAAGAAAAACAAACAAUGACUAAAAAAGAAAAAAAAUAAUCUUAGUAAUAAUUGGAAGUUCUUUAAAAUGAGAUUGAAAACAUUUAAUCUUAAUUGCAAAAAUCUAGAGAACAAGGAUUAUAAUUAUUAUAGAAACUAUAACAAUAUAAACAAGAUACUUAAGAAAUUGAGCUGGAAUAAGAAUAAGAAAUAAUUCUAUAAGAUUAACAAACAAAUUCUAAACUUGAAACUCCUGAUCCAUCAAAAAAGAGAAAAUACAAAAAUUCUACUAGUCACAAAAAACUUAUGUAAUCCUUACAAUAAGAAAUUGAAUUACUUGAAGCUUAAAAAAAGCAUUAUUAUAACAAUUCUAUUUCAAACUUCUAAGAAAAAGAAAUUGAAACUAAUCUAAUAAACGAUGAAAUUGUAAUAAACUUUUAUUUAUUUUUAGAUUGAACCUAAAUAAAAUCAAAGAAUAGAUACUUUAGAUGAUAUGAGAUUAGUGACUGAUUCUGGUUUUAAAUUUAACACUUAAAUAGAUCAUGAAAAUGAAUCAGUUCGGUCAUUUAAAAUUAAGAAAUAGAAACCAAGAAGUUGUGAAUCAUGUAUCAUAUUCUGA
Molecule: messenger RNA, 1042 nt
Organism: Paramecium pentaurelia
Lineage: Eukaryota; Ciliophora; Oligohymenophorea; Peniculida; Parameciidae
Source: the annotation of a GenBank genome assembly